UUUCCCUGGAUGCAGAUGACGGUCGCGGCAAGGUGUUGAUUUCAUGAAAUUGGUAUAGUAAUUCGAUUUGUUAUUUAAUGACUCUAAUUGUUAAAGCACUGAACUUGAUUUGAUCUGCGAAGGUUUGAUUGAAGUUUGAUCUAUGAGAGGUUGAAUUUGACUUUGAGGGUUAAGGAAACACUGAGUCUUGUCGGCAAAAACUUUAAGAUUCAAAAUCACCAAUGCUCUAAUUAGUUAUUCCGGGCAACGCUCACUCCCUGAGAUUUGACGAACGAAUGCCCUAAUUUUAUUGAUAAUUGAAAGAAGAGUUGAAGUGUUAGAAGGGUUAAGGAAACACUGAGUCUUGUCGGCAAAAACUUUAAGAUUAUAAAAUCACCAAUGCUCUAAUUAGUUAUUCCGGGCAACGCUCACUCCCUGAGAUUUGACGAACGAAUGCCCUAAUUUUAUUGAUAAUUGAAAGAAGAGUUGAAGUGUUAGAAGGGUUAAGGAAACACUGAGUCUUGUCGGCAAAAACUUUAAGAUUAUAAAAUCACCAAUGCUCUAAUUAGUUAUUCCGGGCAACGCUCACUCCCUGAGAUUUGACGAACGAAUGCCCUGAGCAAUGCGUCGGAGGUCCAGAGGUACCGGGAUUCAAAAUUGCUUACUCUCCACUCCUAUGUUUACUCCGCGCGGUUGCAAUGGUUUUGGGUCCAGGGGUCUCAACCAAUCAGGGCGCUAAGCAAGCUUAAGCUAAUUACUCAUAGGGCAGACCUGUCGUCGCGGGUCCCAGCUCUUCCGCCAGCGGCUCCGCGGUCACCGGGUAUAGUCGAUUCAUGCUAGUUCUUCGACUCUUUUUUCCCAGGUUACUCCUUCAAGAUCUAAAUACCCAUACGCACAUUUCAACGUCCAUACAUCUCAUAUACCCAAUAGGUCUCUGUCCCUUAGUCUCACGGGUCCUCUUACAUAUUUUGGGGAAUUUUGGGAUCAUCGCAUCGAUGAAGUUAAGUCGAACCUAGUCUAUUCUUUUUGACGAUCUCCUACUCAGCAAAGCUCUUGCUUUCUGGGAACCAUCGCUAUACGUGACUUUGUAGCGCGUUUAUCGUCAACAGCACUUGAGAUCGGAAGUGCGGCCUCAGAUUACCCUAGCACCCAGACACAUAUACUUGACCACAUCGAUACGAUUCCUCCGCUACUCCCAAACCUAACAUCCCUCGCCUGUUAUAUUCUAAACACUUUAUGACCACAUUGGGUAUUUUUCCGAUUUGUUUAUGCCCGGGCAAUUAGGCGCGACGGUGUUGAUUCUAAGUUGGUAUGAGUUGAAGAAACUAUGGAAUCGCGAGAAGAACAUGAUCGAAUCUACGGAAAAAGAACAUUUGGAUAGUAUACUCACAGAGGCGACCGAAUAUCUCAGAGAUCCCAACAAACCGCCAGAAGAUGCACUUUCUAUCAUCAGAAAGGGACUGCUCUCCAAUCCGCGUUCGCAUCACCUUUAUUCUCUAAGAGGCGAUAUCUGCGUUAAAAAAGGGAUUUGGAAUAGGGCAAUUGAAUGGUACGAAGCAGCGAGAAAGAUGUUGCAAUUUGACGAUAAAUACUCUCAUAGUGAAGCAAUACAGCUUCUAUACCAUGAAAAGUUGAAAAAUAGUUAUCGCGAAAGAGGACGAUGGCACGAGAAAAAUCGCAGGUUGAUCGAAGCUGUAGCCGAUUACGAACAAGCCUCACUUUUUUACCCAAAUAUUGAUGAAAUCUACGAGUUACAGAAUUCGCUUUUGCGGUGUCUCCGCAAACUGGAUAAAUAUGAGGCGUAUCGCGUUGCAUGGUCCGAGUUCAUGAAGGGGGCGAGACCGCAAAGAUCCGCUGACUUAAUGACCCAACAUGCGGAAUUCAAAAUUCACAUCCGAGAAGUCGCUGCCGCGCGUAGAAUGUUACGGAAAGCAGUAUCUUUGGACGAGCAGAAUAUGGAAGCCCGAGAUUUGUUGGAGGUGAUCGUCGAUACCGGGCACACCAUGCUUGCCUAUGCGAUAAUUUGGUGCAUCAAUGGAUGCUACGAUAAAGCUUUGAUAACGAUCGACAAAGGGACUGACUGCGAUCCUUACAACCCGGGUUUCACCGUGCUGAAAACAAUAGUUCUUCGGCUCUCUGGUCGUCUCGAAGAAGCUUUUCAAUGGCUCGAUAGUGUGAACAGAGCUUUUUACAAGCUGCUUGAACCUACCCAUAAUAAACGAGGAUCUAUUAUGGGAAAUCUGAGCGUUAGCCAGACCAGAGCAAUGUUGAUUGACCAGUGGUAUUUGAUCAGGUACGAUAUGGCAGUAGAGCAUGCGAUAAACGGCAGAUACGAGAUGGCCUUGAAAGUUCUGCGGAACGAACAAAUUCUGAAAAAAUUUGCGGAAUCAAGGUUGCUGAUGGGCGAUAGUUUACAACGUCAAGGCAAAAUUGAUUCUGCUUUGAAAGCGUUUUUACAAGCACAUGAACAAAGUGUUGCGACUGGGUGCUGGCAGAAGUCAGAAAAGAAAAACCUCAUUGCCCAACGUAUAAUGGAAAUCCUAAACAGUCGGGCACUUUCAGACGUCCAAAAGAGGCAGAGCCGAAGAGCUUCGAAAACCGUUGAUGAUUCACUGAAGGUUGUAAGAGAAGAAAAAGUGGGGAUCACGAAACUCGGAAGCCAGCGUGGCGAGGCUUUGAUGUACGUGGCACGGUCCGGAUAUCAAACGUCGCCGACGAUCUCGAAAUCUCGUGAUCAAUGCUUGAGAACAUUGGCCGACAGCAUAUCAUUCGCCAGAGGUGUAGAUGAUGGUGGAUUACGCGGUGCUUUAUUGGGCGACGAUCCGAACCUUGAGCGGGUGAUCGGUUGUUUUGCGUCUGAAAAAAAAUUUCCGUACCAUACAAAGAUUCUGCUGCAAAACUGAUUUGGCAAAAAAUGCAAAUCAUGUCAUGUUUCAAGCUCUUAAUUGUAAUGGUCAACCGAAUAAAAUUGAUGAACAUAAUUCCUAUCCGGAAAUUCCUACGUUUGAACUAUAUAGUUGUAAUAAAAAAAGUAGUAUGUAUUAGAAAUACAUAUAUACUAUACAUAAAUUAGGGUUACGCGAAUUUCACUUCUGUUCUUUAAUUUUCAGUCUUACCCGAAAAUUUCAUUGCUUAAGGUCAGAAAAUGAAUCUCGCGUGAAUUGUAGCUGUCGCUCAACAAUUUUGAGAAUUUUUUUUUUUUUUCAAUUUUUUGAAGUUCUUAAUGAUUUGGCAUGGAAUACCCCAUAUACAGAGUGUCAAUCAACUCCCGCGACGGCUGAAUAUCUUCUCAAGUAUGAUAUUUUUGAAAAAGGUUACGGUCACUUCUUCAGUUAUAUCUAUGGUUCAGCGAGGAAUUCAUUGGUGACCUUCGAUUUAACCUUGAACUUAAACUGCAAGGUUAUUACGCGGUCGACUUUGUGUCUCCAAUGCGAACCCCCUUUUUUGAUACUGGCAAUUGGAAGAGCAUGAAAUCUUACGUUCCAC
This is a messenger RNA of Athalia rosae (coleseed sawfly), 3465 nucleotides long. RefSeq lists its product as uncharacterized. Bases 1248 to 2882 code for a protein of 544 amino acids. The record is from RefSeq and is a predicted model, not a curated record. Gene Ontology annotation, molecular function: protein binding. The transcript is spliced from 6 exons. Gene Ontology annotation, biological process: cell division. NCBI's taxonomy places the organism in Eukaryota, Metazoa, Arthropoda, Insecta, Hymenoptera, Athaliidae.